Hypoxylon trugodes is the source of this 921-nucleotide messenger RNA. RefSeq lists its product as uncharacterized. NCBI's taxonomy places the organism in Eukaryota, Fungi, Ascomycota, Sordariomycetes, Xylariales, Hypoxylaceae. The record is from RefSeq and is a predicted model, not a curated record. The transcript is spliced from 2 exons. Bases 13 to 762 code for a protein of 249 amino acids.
CACGUAGCCGCUAUGGACCUACCAUACUACCGCCCCCAUCAUUCCACCUUCGCAGACGCAGAGGUCACGCGUUGUCUCCUACAAUGCCGAGUCCCUGCUGAGCUCGCCAUUUACAUGGUCUCUUUAGGCCUUAGGCCAUGGCUCGUGAAACGUAGAGAUCAUCCACGAAGAUACGCCGCCAAUUUCUCAAGGCCCGGUGCUGACGCCAGUAUUGCAGGCCUAUAUCUCAGCACUCAAUGCAUCCCAACUACCGUUGAACGCACGAUCGUUCCACGGCGCAUCGUCUUCCAGACUAGGUCUGCUGACCGAGGAUGGGCUACUUACAGUAGUGACGGUACAUUUAACAAUAGCCAUACAUGGUUCGAGGCCAGCAUUCUGCGUCCCUUCCUCCAGAACGAUGGAGGUAACGGCCAGGGCGUGGCACUUGAGGAUGCCUUUGGGAGAAAUACUUGGUGGGAACCUAUAGACGCGAGGGAAGCCCUAAGAGAGAAAGGCUGGGACUUCGUGGAGGCGGAAGAUGGAUGUGUGAUGUGGAGAGUCUGCAACAACAUUACCGCGCUGAUGGAGUGGCGGAACUAUAAGGUUGAAUGGGUGAGAGGCGUUGAGACCAUGGUUAAGGAUGAGAAGGCGCAGGGAAAAGGAGAGGGGUUUCUUGAACUAUUGAAGCCUGGAUGCAUCGUCGUGCUCUGGGCAAGGGCAGAGAGAGGAUGUUUUAACGAAGUCACCGCGGCAACUAUUGAAAUCGAGUACGAGAUGAUUUAGAGCACCAAGUUGAGGAUAGGGGUUACGCGAUACCCGCUAAAGUGUUCCGGGCCGCAGUCGGAUUCCCCUCUAAGUUUGCUGCCGUCGGUGUCUAUGAGGAAAGAUUUAUAGCUUUAGCUUUAACAAUAAUUCAUAAUAACAAAGAGUGCAUACCUAUUA